CUCCCAACCCUAAAGUCGUCUCUUUUGCUAUUACUCCCUUGCCAAGACUUUUAUAUCAUCAGUAUACGCCUGUCAGUUGGUAAGUACCUUUGAAAAUACUUAAGACAUGUACAUUUAGAUAAUGAAAUCCCUUCUAUGUUAUUGAAUGUAAUUUUUCAACAGAAUGCUUCGUUGCUUUACGGUACACAUUUACAUUGAACAAAUUAAUCAAUAAAUAUUAGCACCUAUAUGGAAUGGGAACCUAUCUUUGUCUAGGCAUUUUUUUUUUGUUUGGUGUGGCUAGAGAUUAAUGUUGGCUAUUUCAAUUAUGUAUUUAAUGGCUCUCCUUUUUAAAAUGUUAUAUUCGUGUGUACAAGUUUUAAAAAAAAAAAAAAUGUUAAUUCAGCGUGCAUUUGUGGGUUUUCAUCUAGACUCAGUGGUUGCGAUUUUUUUUUUUUUUAAAUUUUGGCUAUUUCAAUUAUGUAUUUAAUGGCUCUCCUUUUUAAAAUGUUAUAUUCGUGUGUACAAGUUUUAAAAAAAAAAAAAAUGUUAAUUCAGCGUGCAUUUGUGGGAUGUCAUCUAGACUCAGUGGUUGCGAUUUUUUUUUUUUUUAAAUUCAGGUUUUACGUUCUCACCCUUAAUGUGACAUAUGAAUUCCAUGCAACUAUUUUAUUGUGUCAUUUGACCAAACACCCUGUACAAAUCUUAGACCCAGCCCCAUCCUGUGGAGAUGUUGGUCUUAUUGAUGAUAUGAACCAUAUCAGAGUUAAUACUUGUUGAUGAUAACCUGAACAUGUCUCACCUUUACAAACAGCUCUUUGACAGAACCAUUUAAACAGUAACGGACUUCUGAAGCAUCAAAAAUAAACUAAUAGAAAACUGAAGUAUUCUAUUUCCUAUAACAGCCGUCUUGAUUUUUUUGUCAGUUAAAUCAGAGCAUACUCUCGUGGUUCUACCACGUAUUGGCCCUGGCACGAUUCUAAAGGGCAUGACAUUUAAGAAGGUCGUUUAUUCAAGAUGACACGCCAAUCAGGUAGUUAUAAGACAUGGGUCUUUAUAAACACGAUCUGAACUUCCAAAGUAUUGGUUUAGUGUUCGUUAUUUGACAGUAAACCAUACACCCCUUUUGUACACAACGGCUCCAAUUCUAUCAGACGUGUACAAUCGUGUCAUUGUCCAUUUUCUAUUCCCUUUGCAGACAAAAGCUCCAUACAGCAUGAAGCCAACAGAACAGCGGGUGAUAUUAAAAGAUCGGUAAUUCAAUAUUUUGUUAAAUUCCUUGGUAGAAGUCUGAAAUCACUUCGUUAAUAAAUAUGAAUUAUAAAAAAAUGAUUGCAUUCAGCAAAUUUUAACUAUCAAGAUAAAUUCUUAUUCCAUGACAUAAACUGUUGCUAAUCUAAUACAACCAGAUGCAUCUUAACUGACAGCCAACAGAGUGCACAUAGGAUAGACACAGGAAAUUUCAUUCUGUGUCCAAAUCGCUUGCUCCUUACGAUUUCGUUCACCCAGACAUUUCAGAUGAAAUAACUCCUUCUGAUUUACAUCUAUAUAUUUGAACAUUGAGUUAUCACCAAACAAAAUUUUGAAUGAAAAUAGAAUUCCUCAAGUAUUUCUAUAUAUUGAUGUAGCAUAUUCGAAUCAGUUUACUUAUGAAUUGUAGAGUCACAUCAAUGACUCCACUAAGUAAAUCUAUGCAAACGACGAAUGACAAACGAAUAAAAAUAAAAGAUAUAUAUAUUUUUUUUUUUUUAAAGUUAGAAAAAAAUGAGUUUAAAGUAGCAAAGAAUUAUUUCAAAAUUUCUUAAUUUUUUUUUUGUUGUUUAAAAGCUAUAAAAAAAAACAUGAAGUCACGUUUGCUAACUGUUUGCAGCAGUUUGGAAGAGCAACGUUUUGGUACAAACCUUCCUUAGUUACCACAAAUAAAUGCAUGAAACCAAAAAAAACAAAAAAACAUGCACAAAUAAGGUGAUUACAAAAAUAAUGAUACAUUGCUCAGUUCCAUUUCAUAUGAAAUAUUUUACAGUUCAAUUUCAUAUGAUAAUACAUUGUACAGUUUCAUUUCAUAUAAUACAUUGUACAUUUUCAUUUCAUAUGAUAAAUUGUACAGCUCCAUUUCAUAUUUUUCAUUUGGUAUUAAAUAAUGCCCAUUUAUUUAGCACGGAAUCAAAGUUCUUUGAGCUUUCGUGGUCAGUGCACGUCAAUAGAGUCUGGGGUGCACUGGGGUGGAUUAGUUGCGACGGGGGUAGGUGAGACACAAAUAGAGUCCACAAAAUAACGCGAACCGGCUUUAAAAACACUCUGAGUUUAUGGAGUCCAAUUGCGACGCUAUUACCGGGUCUCACUGUGCUUGCCAUCUUUUCAUAUUAUUUUUUACAUUUUAAAACUAUAAUUAACUGGUCCAACAAUGGCAGUGGCAAUGCAUGAACUUACUACUUAAGUUAGUUGACAAAACAUGCAUUCAAUUAAUGCACUUUAUAAUAAUCUGAAUUAGUGCUUUUUUAUUAAAUUUUUUUUAGCUUUAUUUUGCGCGUCAAUUGAACACAGUGUUACAGCCGUACAUACGUAGACAAUCAUUAUUUUCCAUCAUAUAUAUUUAUGUAGAAGACAUUAACAUAUUUUUGUUGCAUUUAGCAUUCAGCUGUUAUUUUUUUCUCCUCGCACAUUUUAGAGAACAGUUCAAAAUAUUGAACUUUGGACUUCCUAUCACAAGUCUUAUAGUCUCAGCCAUUAUCUUGAUAAUUGAACUUUGUAAACAAUCCCAGUUGCCUGCCUUCGCUGUAAGUACAGCAGGAGACUUUAAAAAAAUAAAAAUCAGGAAAUUAACUGCCAAGCAAAUAGAAAAUUAUAUGUAUUAAUAAUUCGUGCAGCUUUACCCAAGAACGACGAUGUGACAAUGUUCACAAUGGUAAGCUUCAAAAGUUAUUGACGGUUCAUUUUCUAGAAAUUUUAAAUCGAACAAAACCUUUUGAACGUUUUGGCGCAGUCAAAAAUAGGUUCUAUCUAACGUCACGACACAGUGACUUUUGCUUUUUUUUUUUUUAUCUCACCUUUUUUUCUAUUUCCACGUUUCUUUAGAUAUAAGUAAGCAAUCCUUUUUAAUUAUACAUUUUAGAAAGCAAUUUUUUGUGUGCUUUUUCUAUAACCACCAAUAGUUAAGUUCCUGGAAGCAGAGCUGAACAAAGAGGCGACCGCCCCAGGAAAUUUUUCAGAGGAAUUGUUCAAUUUCUUGUCUAUUCGUUUCCUUGCGCAUAUCAAAACAAGGUUAUGUCAGAAUUCUUUUUAGAUAUUUAGGGAAAGAUCACCUGAGCAUUAGAGAAUUCGGCGACUACUGCCACUAUUAAAAACGUUUGGUUCAAUAAAUGUUAUUAUUGGAAGGAAAGACACACAUUCUACCUUGUUGUUGUAUCAACAGGAAGAUGCACCACCAGGGGGUCCAUUUGAAACCUUGUGUCUUGACUGUGUACAACUUUUAAGUGAAUCUCAGUACCCGUAUUUUAGUGAGCCCCUCCUCAACAAUCUACACGUUAAAAUCAAAGAUGGCCGCAGGCAGUGCUGCUUUAACAACACAGAUCAACUCAAUACAUUAACUACAUUGGUGGGUAAGAUGUGA
Molecule: messenger RNA, 3589 nt
Organism: Lymnaea stagnalis (great pond snail)
Lineage: Eukaryota; Metazoa; Mollusca; Gastropoda; Lymnaeidae
Source: the annotation of a GenBank genome assembly